AUGGUGUAUGGAUUGGGAUCUAAUAGUGAGGGUCAGCUCGGUUGUGGUGAUUAUCACACAAUUGUGUUGACAUCAAAUGGACAGGUAUUCGGGUGGGGGUAUAAUGACAUGGGACAGGUUGGUUGUGGCGAUGAAAAAACUCACGAUAAGUUGAAUAAUUCAAUAUCAUUUGAAAAGUCAUUUGAUGUUAUAAAUAAGCUUGGUGAGGGUGGCUAUGGAAAGGAUUGACAGAAAAAGAGAAACAAAAUGUUUUGAAUGAAACGCAAAGUCUUGUGAAACUUCGGU
Oppiella nova is the source of this 285-nucleotide messenger RNA. The record is from the annotation of a GenBank genome assembly. NCBI's taxonomy places the organism in Eukaryota, Metazoa, Arthropoda, Arachnida, Sarcoptiformes, Oppiidae.